GCUCACCUGCCGCAUCAUGCCGGUGGUAUAGAAGACGAAUUCUCCCUUUUGUGGAUUGCCAUUGCCCCUGGUGGUCUUCUUCAGCGUCGACUUAGAACAUAAUAGAAGCGGGGGGUGACGGUGGACAGCGGACCAGGAGACACACAAGCAUGCACGUGCAUCAGAGUCAGAGACGCGUCGUCGGCUCGAGCAAAAUCAGUACAAAGGAACUACGCACGCCGUUCCUCACACAGAGAGAGCAUCGCGCGACUUUUGUGUGAACAAAAGAAUAGUGCCGCAGAACAAGAUCAUGCUCUCUCUUGUCGUUGGCGCGGUCUCCUUGGUAUUCCGCACGUUGUGGUCAAGAAGACCCGUGUCAUCUUUCUUUCAUCCGGUCGUUAUUUUGCAUCAUCUUCUUGAUGACGAUGCAACGCUGGCAACGGCGAAGCGGCUCGAUCCCGACCAGAACGAGGCGGAUGGAGCAGCGGCUGCAGCUGCAGGUCGUGGCCAUCAUGAUGAAGCUGUAGAUCGGGAUAACAUAGUCAUGGAGAAGCUGCGAAGGAGCGUUGAAGACGAUGCAACACCAACACGACCAGGAAGAAACACAAACAGCAACGUCAACGAGUCCUCGCGAUCGAAUAUCAACUCCAAUGCGAAAACAAAAAAGUACCUCAUCGUCUUUGUCGGAGUGGGGUCACAGGCAGACCGAGCACAGAUUGUCGCUCGGAAUUGGCGGAGGCAUUUGCGGCCGCAUAAUCUUCGCAAUUAUCGCGAAGGACAGCAAAAUAGAAUAACUGCCGCGCAAAGUAGAUCUGCCCACCAGGAGGCGGAGAAUUUUUUCCACAACAUAUGCAGCAAAAAGAAAACCCCACGAGCACGACCAUGAUCGCAAUCACACUCUUGCAUCAACAAGUUCUGCAUCAGUAGAAAGUUGCCGCGCGUCACAAAUUUUUUUUCGUGAUGUUUCUUGCAGAACGAAAAGGAAAAGAGAAAUCACGUACUAAAAAGCUUGACUGUGAUGCGUUUUUGCGCAUGGCAGAUUUUUUUGUAUAUUGCAAAAAGACAAAUUCCCAAAAAUGAUCGCGGUGGUGUUUUUUUCUUGGACACAACAACGUCGAGUUUCAUUGCGUCGUCCUGGCCUACACUACAGAUCUGCCUCGCUCUUUUCAAUACCAGCUAGGGAAAGACUGCACUCUGGUGAUCUUCGAGAACCACAACUACGUCGACCUCCUCAAAGUAAUCACGAACGAUAACACCCAGCUAAAAAACGCGAUCUUGCAGCAGCAGGCAAUGGCAAUGCGUAUCAAAAAGAUGAAGAACUCAUUCCCCUGCUCCCCAUGAUAUCGCAGGGACGAAUGAAGUCCCCUUUUUUACUGAAUGAAUAUGCAUAUGGCGAGGGGAAGGCGCUUCUACUUUUCCUCGCAAUAGAGCGAAGUGCUGGCAGGUCUGGAGUGGGUAUUAACGAUGGAAGUAGUGCCACUUCCGCUGAAGCCGGUCACGACAAGGAUAUUCAGCCCCAUCAACCCCACGGGCAGCUCAACGAUUACGAGUACAUCUACCUGAUUCUGGACGACGUGCAGCUUGACGAGGCCGAAUUUGACGCCAAAAACUUUUUCGAACUCGCGGAACAGGCAAAUCUGGACGUCGUCUCUACGGCCAUCGGUCAGGGAAACUGGCACCUCGUGCACAAAAGACAGCUGGAGAAUUAUAUUGAGCCUGGUGGUGCCGCUGCAUCUGCUGGCACAGCUGCAGUUUCUGGUCGCCUCGUGCGUUUCGUCGAAAUCCAGGCAGUCGCGUACCGUCCUUGGAUAUCCAAGUAGAAAAAAAAUCUGUGUUGCAGAAGAUGCUGCGUAGACAAGGACAAGGACAAACUUCUUUUCUUUGUCAAGGAGCAUUUUCACGAAAGUGUUUCGGCUACAUUCUCGCGCUGACUCCUACUCGUCAAAGCUCAUAUUCUGUAUCACGGUCGUGCCCGCCGUCGAAGCUGGAAAGAUACGAUCCUGCUGACACAGAAAGGGUCGUCGAGGUCCUGCAGAAGAAACACAAGAAUUUUUUUCCUGGAUAUUGGGCUUGGGCGUGUCAAUGGCAUUUGCUGGAACCUUGGAUGAACCCUUCCGGGUGGGGGCACGACAGAUGGUUCUACGAAUUCUGUAAAGGAAAAAAACCACAAGUACCAAGCACGACAGGACAACUGCAGCAAACUGUUUCGGAAACGAGGAACUUGCAAGCGCAUCAAGAGCAUCAGCAUGAUCUUCUCCUAGCAGACGACGACCAACAAACGCGAACCAAUUCUCGAUCCAUAGAAGGACCGUUACCUGUGCCUCCCGUGGUGAAAACCACUCCUCGUCCCUCCGUUCAACCACUCCAGCAGUACGAGUACGAAGAGUUCGUACACUACUGGCAGGAAAAUCUAGCGAUUUUAUCCGCCGGUACUGCCGAAGGUACUACGGUAGGAAAAGAAGCUUCACUCGAGGACGGUGAUGGCAGCAGUUCUUCUGGAAAAAACGCCGCUGAAGUUCUUUUCUUGGAGCAGCUACCACCACAUUUGAGGAGCCGGCGGGAGGAGCUAUGUGGACGGGAUGAAAAACAAAACGAAAGCGAAAUGGAAACCAAAGAUAGACAAAUGCGCAUCGGCAUUGUAGACAAGUAUCUUGUUCACCACCUCAGUAAUAUUGGGAACAUGACCAAGUCGAGUUUGGUAUGGAAUAGAAGGAUGAGACCACAAAGCAGAAAUGAUCUAUUCAAAAGAUCGCAAGGUGAUGACGUGAGCUACAGCUUGGACUUGCUUGCUGCUCUUCUCUCCCGAGUCGUGAUCUGGGAGCAGGGGAAGCACGACAAACAUAGGAAAAUUUUGAUUCAAAGACAGAGUCCGUGGAGUAAGCUAAGCCUUCGGACCCAACCAUGCCGACACUUCUCUCUUUUGCUAUUGCUACUCUCACUCUGCAUGGAAGUUUUUUGUUUUGCCAUGAUUUUGCCAUGAACUAGAGCGCACCUCGCGUUACCACAUAUACUCAGGACAACUUGCGACUGAAUUCAUCAUUUCUGCUUCUUUCUUCGCCGAACCAUAUUUGGCAAGCGAUUCGGCGCAACGCAAAUCACAGGUGGUGAGGACAGAACUUUUUUUCACGGAGAUCUUGAAAUGCCCCAGAUUGGGAGAAAAGGAAUACCAAAUGAAAAACUUCGGGUAUUUUUAGAAACAGAAGGAGAGACUGAUGGACAUUCACAUUCCUAUGUUGAUGCAUGAGAAAUUGACCUCCACCUGCUACUUGAUUCCCAGAAACAUACACCACGAUGAACAUACACACCCUUCGAAACACAUGGAAUAAAUGGAUCUUCACGACAAAAACGAUAUUUUUAUCGAAAUCUAAUCACCUGACCUGCUCCAU
Messenger RNA from Amoebophrya sp. A120, 3365 nucleotides. NCBI's taxonomy places the organism in Eukaryota, Dinophyceae, Syndiniales, Amoebophryaceae. The record is from the annotation of a GenBank genome assembly.